Molecule: messenger RNA, 1643 nt
Organism: Nymphaea colorata (pocket water lily)
Lineage: Eukaryota; Viridiplantae; Streptophyta; Magnoliopsida; Nymphaeales; Nymphaeaceae
Product: agmatine hydroxycinnamoyltransferase 1-like
Exons: 1
Coding region: 79-1371 (430 amino acids)
Molecular function (GO): acyltransferase activity, transferring groups other than amino-acyl groups
Source: RefSeq, a predicted model, not a curated record
AUCCAAUUUACACCAUCUCCGGAGAUCUCGCCAUUAGAGUCCUCCCCUCCCCUUACUCUUCUUCAUCAUAAGAUCACUAUGAAGAUCAAGAGGGAGAGUUCAAGGCUCCUCAAGCCCAGCUACCCCACCUCCAACCAUCCUCCCACCGAUGUCUUCAUCCCUCUCAGCCCAUUCGACACAGUCAGCUUCGACACCCACGUAGCCACCUUGUAUGCCUACCGACCGCCAAAUCCGGCCAACAAGGUCAUCGAGCAGGGCCUACGCAUGGCUCUCGCCGAGUAUAGAGAGUGGGCCGGCCGGCUCGUCUACGACGAGGACGGCCGCCGCUGCAUCCUCCUCAGUGACCAGGGCAUGCGCUUUGUCGAAGCCACUUGCGACUACCCUCUUGGUAAUAUGGACAAGCCUUCCCCCGACUACCUUGAUCUGCACCUGCCCAUCACCGGCAUAGAGGAACUGGCUCAGGUGCAGCUCACUAGGUUCGCCUGUGGCUCCCUGGUUGUGGGCGUCACUACCCACCAUAUGAUCGCCGACGGGUUCUCCACCAGCCAUUUCCUGGUUGCAUGGGGCAGAGCCGUGCGCGGCCUUCCCAUGGACCCUCUUCCUCUUCAUGACCGUUCCAUCUUCGUCCCCCGCAACCCUCCUCGUUACCAGUUCGAUCAUCGCGGCGUCGAAUACCUCGACCGCCAAAAGAUCAGCCACUCGGACUCCGGCGACACCAUAGUGGUGCACAAAGCACAUUUUUCGUCGGAGUUUCUAGCAAAACUGAAGAACAGGGCCGCGGUGGAUUGCCCCUAUAAAAAGCCUUUUACUACAUUUGAGUGUCUUCUUGCUCACCUGUGGAGGAAGAUUACCAGAGCCAGAAGGCUCGACGGGAAGCAGAUCACCAAGAUUAAGAUCGCUGUUAACGGACGCGCUAGAAUGAGCAACCCGCCGGUGCCCAUGAGGUAUUUCGGCAACGUGGUGCUGUGGGCUCUGCCGCAGUCCAAGGCCGAGGACCUUUUGGCGAAGCCGGUGGGUCAUGCAGCGAGGCUCAUACACGAUGCAGUCGCUCGGGUGGACGACGACUACUUCAGGUCCUUCAUCGACUUCUCGAGCUCGCAGGAGAAGAUGGAAGGGCUGGUGUCGAGCACAGACGCGGACGAGAUGGUGCUGAGCCCAGACCUGGAGGUGGACUGCUGGCUCCGGUUCCCCUUCUACGACUUGGACUUCGGCGCAGGGUGCCCCGACCUCUUUGUGCCUUCCUAUCUGCCUGUCGAAGGACUCUUGAUUGUCGCGCCGUCCGUCAAUGGUAACGGAGAUAUCGAUGCCUUCGUUCCUCUGUUUGAGAAGAACAUGGGGUCCUUCAAAGAAGACUUCUACUCGCUGGAGUAGAAAGGAAGAGACUCAGUGCCAAUUUUUUAAAUUCAUUCAUCUUGUUAUAAGAUUAGUCCAAUGCUCUAUGAUUCCAAGGAUCAUUUUUUCUUGCACCAACAAAAGAUCAGAAUACUUGUAACAAUAUAUGCUUGGCCGGAAAAGUGGGCCUUAUAUUCUAAUAUCAGAAGAACAGUUGAUUCUUUUUUUCCAUUUUUUUCUGUCCCUUUUUCCACUCUUUGGUGUGGAGGUAUUUAUAUAUGAAUACAGUUCUACUUGUAAUAUCAUAUUUC